GGACAGAUGGAAUUCUGUAUUUAAAGCUAUUUCAGCUUUUAAAAGAAAAAACCUAAGAGGUGGCUUGGGGCUACUAUGAACUAAUAAAUUCGUCAUAAAUUUGACAUUACCACAUCUUUUGGUAUCUGCCAUAAAUGACACUUUUUCUGUUAAACGAAAACUGUGUUUCCUGAAGAAAUAAAACGAAUUUUUACGACGUUUGAUUAACAAAGUGGAACAGUUUUAUGAAAUGAAUUUUAAAUUUUGGAGAUACAUGAUAAUUAUAGAUGGGCGUUCAAUACAAGAGAGAAUAACAAUGUAUGUUGCUGAAUUUUUGGCUACAUUUAUUUUGAUGUAUGUCGGUUGCAUGGCAUGUGUCAGCCCUAGCACCACAGCACUAAGGCACCUCUUAGAAGUUGCUUUUGGUUUUGGUUGUGCUGUUGCAACGGCCAUUGAGUGUUUUGGAGCAAUUUCUGGGUCACAUAUAAACCCUAUCAUCACAUUGGCAGCUUUUUUGUUAGGAAAACUUCCUCUUGUUGAAAUUCCUGGUUACUUAACUGGACAAUUUUUAGGAUCCACAGCAGCUUACGGAUUGAUAAGAAUAAUGAUGGCAGAGAGUCUCAUAUUUGGUAAAUUUUACCCUGAUGCUGGAAUUUGUGCUAAGGGUCUAAAUCCCCAAUUAACAACUGCACAAGGAUUGGCUAUUGAAACAGGUAUAUCUUUUAUCCUGAUUUUGAUUACUUGUUCUAUUGUGGAUUCAAGAAAUAUUAUGUCCAUGGGCACCGCAGGACUCAAAUUCGCUGUUACCAUUUUUAUACUUGCAAUCGUCGCUGGUCCGUUUACAUCUUGUCAUAUGAACCCAGCAAGAACGUUCGGCCCUGUAGUAGUGAACAACGCAUGGAAGAAAAACAGUUGGAUAUAUUGGGCUGGACCAUUUGGAGGUUCCGCUUUGGCUACUAUUUGCUACAUUAUAUUUUUCUGGAGGAGAAUGACAUGGUCAGAUUCUGUAAAAAUUGAUGUAAGAUUGACACGCAUGCUGUCAGAAUUUUUUGGCACUUUUAUAUUAAUAUUCGUUGGAUGUAUGGGCUGUGUAUUUCAUAAUCCCAUUACAGCACGACAUCAUCUGGAAGGUGCUUUUGCUUUCGCUUUUGCUGUUACAACGGCGAUUCAGUGUUUUGCCCAUGUUUCUGGAUCACAUAUUAAUCCAAUGUUGUCAAUUGCGGGUUGUAUUUGUGGACAAAUAUCUGUUCUAGCAGUACCUUUUUAUAUAGUAUCUCAAUGCGCAGGAGCAUUAGCAGGAUAUGGGAUGGUUGCGCUCCUGGCACCAUAUUAUGACAGAUUUGGUAUGCUUGAAGGAUCAGUAGUAGAAGACUCUGGAGUAUGUGCAACAGACAUAAGUCCACAUUUAGAACUGUGGCAAGGAUUUUUUAUAGAAGCAGGAAUAUCUGGUGUAACAGCUCUAGUUUUCUGCGCAGCAAUUGACAGUAGAAAUAAAAUAAUCGAAGAAUCACUUCCCCUACGUUUUGGUCUGGCUAUUGGAACUCUUGGAUUAAUAGCUGCUCCUUUUUCAUCUUCUCAUAUGAAUCCGGCAAGAACUUUGGGUCCUAUGGUAGUAAAUGGAUAUCAUAAAAAUCACUGGCUUUAUUGGGUUGCACCUAUAUCGGCAAGUAUAAGUAGUGCAAUCACCUACAAUAUAUUUUGGGCUGCUCCUUAGUUACCAUGUGUUUCUGUUUAUGUUUACAAAUAAUUUGUUAUGAAAAAUGUA
Zophobas morio is the source of this 1744-nucleotide messenger RNA. RefSeq lists its product as uncharacterized. Gene Ontology annotation, cellular component: plasma membrane. Bases 230 to 1693 code for a protein of 487 amino acids. The record is from RefSeq and is a predicted model, not a curated record. Gene Ontology annotation, biological process: transmembrane transport. Gene Ontology annotation, molecular function: channel activity. NCBI's taxonomy places the organism in Eukaryota, Metazoa, Arthropoda, Insecta, Coleoptera, Tenebrionidae. The transcript has 11 exons.